ACGAGGGUUAAAAUAGAGCUUAAAAGGCGUUUUCAAGAAAACAAAAAUAUGCUAGUUACGUAAUAGCGUCAGUCCUGACGUGAUCACGUGAUCUCUGGCCCUCGGUGAGGCGGUGCCUCUUGACGGUGGUUGUUCAGCGUGGUGCACGCAGACGUCGGGCAACAAGCACCGUUACAUUUGUAGUUUGGGAUCUAAAAAUAACCCACAACAGCACUUAAACGUGUGCUUGGCUCACUACCAUUUGUCAAAACUCUGCUUGGGGUUGGAGGAUAAAUUAGAUAUGAAUGUUCCUGCGGGAUUUCGUGCGGAUUCGUUAGCUCCCAAGUAGUGAUUCCGGUUCAGUGGGAAGGUUUGAACUGUUCUCUGGAAAGUGACCAUUGUUGAAAUCAGGUCGAAGCUGUUUUCAUCCCCACUGGCUGGCUUUCUUAGCUUCUUUUUUUACGGAUUUAAAACAAAAAACAGUGCAAGCUUUUUAGUGUCAUGAAAGAAAUGUCAAGCUCCAUGCCUGGUGGGCAGCAGCCUCAGAAACACUAUGGCAUCACCUCCGCCAUCAGCCUGGCUCCCCCACGAGAAAUAGACCAUUUGUACACCAAGAAACUCUGUGAUGCUAUGAAGCCUUUCGGUGUUUUUGAGGACGAAGAGGAGCUGAACCACAGACUCGCUGUUCUUGGGAAGUUGAAUAACUUAGUUAAAGAAUGGAUCGCAGAGAUCAGUGAAUUAAAGAACCUUCCACCGUCUGCUAUUAGUUGUGUUGGAGGAAAGAUUUUUACAUUUGGUUCAUACAGACUUGGAGUUCACACAAAAGGAGCUGAUAUUGAUGCCUUGUGUGUGGCGCCGCGGCACGUAGAGAGAAUUGACUUUUUCCAGUCUUUCUUUGAGAAAUUGAAACAGCAUGAAGAGAUCAAAGACCUCAGGGCUGUUGAAGACGCUUUUGUACCGGUGAUAAAAUUCAAUUUUGAUGGGAUUGAGAUUGACCUGCUUUUUGCCAGAUUGGCCUUACAGUCCAUUCCAGACAACCUGGACCUGAGGGGCGACUCCAUCCUGAAGAACUUGGACAUUCGAUGCAUCCGAAGCCUCAACGGUUGUCGAGUAACGGAUGAAAUUUUAUACCUUGUGCCAAACAAAGAGAACUUCAGGUUGACGUUGAGAGCCAUCAAACUCUGGGCGAAACGUCGAGGGAUCUACUCCAACAUCCUGGGUUUUCUGGGUGGAGUUUCGUGGGCCAUGCUGGUGGCCCGGACCUGCCAGCUCUACCCCAACGCCGUAGCCGCCACACUCGUCCAUAAGUUCUUCCUGGUUUUCUCAAAAUGGGAAUGGCCGAAUCCUGUGCUACUGAAACAACCUGAGGACAGUAAUCUCAAUUUACCUGUUUGGGACCCCAGAGUGAACCCGUCUGACAGAUACCACCUGAUGCCCAUCAUCACGCCCGCGUACCCCCAGCAGAACUCCACCUACAACGUUUCCACGUCGACACGCACCAUUAUGACGGAGGAGUUCAAACACGGUCUCAGCGUCACAGACGAGAUUCUGCAAGGCAAAGCAGAAUGGCCGAAGCUCUUCGAACCACCCAACUUUUUCCAAAAGUACAAGCAUUACAUUGUUCUUACUGCCAGUGCAUCCACAGAAGAAAACCACUUAGAAUGGAUCGGCCUCGUAGAGUCAAAGAUCCGCGUUCUGGUGGGGAACCUGGAGAGGAAUGAGUACAUCACGCUGGCUCACGUCAACCCGCAGUCUUUCCCCGGCUCCAAAGAGAACCGCAACGAAAACGACUUUGUCUCCAUGUGGUUUAUUGGAAUCAUAUUCAAGAAGGUGGAGAACGCAGAGAGCGUGAACAUCGACCUUACGUUUGACAUCCAGUCCUUCACAGACACGGUGUACAGACAAGCUAAUAACAUCAACAUGCUGAAAGAUGGGAUGAAAAUCGAGGCGACGCACGUGAAGAAGAAACAACUCCAUCAGUAUCUCCCCCCCGAACUGGUGCAGAAGAAGAAAAGGAGCAUAGCGGAGCUGAACCGAAACUCGAACGGUGGAAGUUCGAAGCGGAUCUCCCUGGACAGCAGCCACCUGGACAGCUCCAGAGACACCGACUCGGGGACGCCCUUCAGCUCCCCGAGCAGCAAAGCCCUCAAACCAGCGCCGGACGCAGACGAAGGAGCGAGUCCACCAAAGCAGCUUUUCCUGGAGACGUCUCCAGCGCCGAGCGCAGCCGCCGCCACGCCUCAGGCCAGUGCGGCGGCGGCGGCGGCCGUGUCAUCGAGUGCAGCAGCGGCGGAACCGGCUGCAUCCGCUGCAGCUACAGAGCAAGACGCCGCUCGCUGCUCGCCGCCGGCCGAAUCGUCCAUCAGCGGCGUCCUGAGUGACGCGGUGAAGCCCAGCGCCGCCAGCAGCCCCAAGGAGGAGCCCAACGGCCUGGAGGAGCCCCCCGCCGCCGCCACCAAGAGGCCGCACUCGCCCACGCAGGACGACCUCGCCAAGAGGAACAAGGACGCGGAUGCAGCGCCCAGCGACGACUCGACGUUCAAGGAGCCGUACCCGCCGUCGUCGGACUGCAGCCCUCACGGCGAGGCGCCCAGCACCCCGCCUCACUCUGGAUCAAAGGCCAAACCCAUUCCAACCAUCGAUACCUCGAGAACGCAGAGACUUCCCAGCAUGGAGCUGCCUGACGCCUCGUCGCCGCUGCCGGCCAGCAACAGCUGCCGCGUCGUGAAAAACUCCAUCAAGCUUGCGCUCAACCGUCACAACGUCACGCCGCCCAAGCCGCCGGUGUUUGAGGAAACGCUCAGCCCAGACGCUCCGGCCGCCGGUGAAGAGAAGGGCAUGUCCAUUCCCGUCAUCGGAUCAAAUCUUCUUUCCUCGGUAGAACAUGCGGCCCCUAAGCACACAGCGCCCCCUGUUGGCAGCUCCAUCCCCACCCUGGUCAGCCGAGUCGCCGACCCCCUGAACGGCGCGACCUCUAAACGACCCCACUCCCCUUCGGUGGAGGAGCAGGCGAAGCGGCUGAAGGAAACAGAGAAAGCCCGGAUUCACAUAGCCUGAACGGACCGCAUGUGAACCGCGCCGCCGCAGUGGGCGGAGCCUCCACAGUCGAGCCAAACGGCGACAUUUCGGCUCAUCUUCAGGUCAGUCUGUGUGAACCGUGACGCAGCAGGACGGGAACGUCGGCGCAGACGUUUCGGGUUUUCUUCCGGCGGUCGGCGCUGACCCGCUCAGAGACACGAGAACUACAGCAGCAGUUUUUUACUCCGUCUCCUCUUCCUUUUCCAUCUGUGUUUCACAAACAUAGUCAUGGGAGAUGAGCUGUUCUUUAUGUCAGAUUCCUUUUUUUUCUUUCUUUCCUUUUCAGAUGAUGUUUUAAUAAUAAUAACUAUAAUAAUAAUAAAAAAAAUAGCCGCUUCUUCUUAUUCACUCUGCUGGAGAGAGAGAGCUCAUGUUUGGUCAUUCUCCCACAUUUUCUUCACACCCGUACUGUAAAUGUUGAUGUACAUAACUUCUUGUCUUUAAAAAAAAAAAAACACACAAAAACAAAAGAUCAUCAAGUCUUUUGAUUAUUCUAUUGUAGUUUUAUCUAAAAAGAAAAAGUUUAAAAAAUUUAUUUUUGUUUUUGUUUUUUUUCUUUAUCGCUUGUACCAACAAAUCGUCUCCAUCCCUGGAAUAUUUCCUUUUGUUUUCUUAUUUUUUAGCCGCUGUAGGAGUUCGGUAAGAACAAACAGAAGCAGCCUUUACGACAGGAAUGGAGAAAUGUUUUGUUGUGUUUUCGUUUUGUUUUGUUUUGUUGUUUUUAUCCUUGUCGCAUCACAGAACGAUCAGCCACAACGCUGCGUACCGUGUCUCUGUCCCGUGUUUCGGUGAGUUCUCCGCAUAAACAUCAGCAGGUAAGCGCUACCAGAAUGUGUUUAAUACCAAUUUGGCUUUUUUCCCACCUGAUUGGCAGAAAGUCGGGAGAACUGGAUCCACCACAUCUGUCCUGUUACGACGGAUUUUAGGGCCACGCUAAGAAAACGCAAAUAAUAAAAUUACAAGAAUAAAGUCGCAAAAUUGAGAGGAUUAACUGGUAGUCAUUAGGGGAAUAGUAAUAUAAAGCCAUUACUUUAUAACUGAAGUAAUAUUGUGAGAAUAAAGUUGCAGGACUAUGAUUUUAUUCUGGUAAUAUUACAACUUUAUUCUUACUAUUCUCAAAAUGUUGACUUUAUUCUCAUAUUAUUAUUGUGAUACGACUUUAUUCUCGUAUAAUUUUGCCUUUAUUCUCUUAAUAUGAGUUUAUUCUGGUAAUAUUACAACUUUAUUCCAACUUUUCUUGAAAUGUUGGCUUUAUUUUCAUAUUAUUUCGGUUUUAUUCUGGUAUAAUUUCAACUUUAUUCUUGUAAUAUUACGACUUUAUUCUCUUUAUCUUUGUAAUUUUGUUCUUUUAUUUUGUCAUUUUUCAUUGCGUGGCCCUAAUGCUCCGUCGAUACACUGUUUCUCUCCAACCUCUGACUGUAAAGACUCUUUCGGAUCAAACCGAACCUCGUCUUGGUGAUUUGUUUUUUGUUUAGUUUUUUGUAGUUUAAGAAAAUCUUUAUUUUGUUUUGGAUGACUGGCUGGCUGUGUGCAAACGUUUAACGAUGGCUGUGUUGACGUGUAAGAGAGAGAAUAUUCCCUUUGUUUCGGGUGCUAACCCUCUGCGCCUCCUGUGGAGGUUCUUAGAAGGCAUCUUGUGGGUCCACAGGUUGAGUGGGGUGUCAGUGGGGGUGGGUGGAGAUGCGUCCACUCCCCCCCCACCCUGACCCGCCCUGUAGACGCCGAGUGGCUUUGUGUUUGAUGUACGUGUCGAGUGAUGCUACUACUGACGCUCUUUCUUCAUUAAUGCUUCUUUUUUUUUUUUUCCAGAAUCAGUUUCCCAAAUUAAAAUGUACAGAGGGCCGUUUUUUUUUUCUUUCUUUUUUCCAAAAAGGCAUCUUUUGUCAUUAUUGGGGGUUUUCUUAUCACAUUAUUUAUAUAUGCAUAUUUGUACCAUGUGAUCUUUUUGUUUUAAUAGCAUUCAUAGCAGCUAGGUCUUUUUUUUUUUGGAAUAUCUGCACCACUCUGUUUCAGACGACUCAUUUCUGCUGUUCAGAAACAUUUAACACAAGUCAUUUAGAUGUUUGUUUCUAAAAUGUAUUGAAAGGGUAUUUUUGUAUGUGUUUACCACUUCCUUUAAAUGAAUCAUACAUCCAUUAAACCCCUUAAAAAAACAAAA
Messenger RNA from Gambusia affinis (western mosquitofish), 5215 nucleotides. It is a transcript of the gene papolg, whose product is annotated as poly(A) polymerase gamma. Lineage: Eukaryota; Metazoa; Chordata; Actinopteri; Cyprinodontiformes; Poeciliidae. The transcript is spliced from 24 exons. The coding region runs from base 481 to 3036 and encodes 851 amino acids. Gene Ontology annotation, cellular component: nucleus. Gene Ontology annotation, molecular function: poly(A) RNA polymerase activity; RNA binding. The record is from RefSeq and is a predicted model, not a curated record.